AUGGUUUUUUGGGGGGUCCAGAGGGUGACGGGCAGGCGUUUUGGGGGGCAGCACGGCGCCGCGAUGCCGUUCGGGGAGCGGGGCGGCGGCGACCUCUCGGUGAGCUCGGACUCGGAUAGCUCCCAGGCCAGCUCCAACGCCGGCAACCAGCCCAUGCUGUGGCCCGCCUGGGUGUACUGCACGCGGUACUCGGACCGGCCCUCCUCAGGUCCCCGCUCCCGCAAACCAAAGAAGAAGAACCCUAACAAGGAGGACAAGCGGCCUCGCACCGCCUUCACCGCCGAGCAGCUGCAGAGACUCAAGGCCGAGUUCCAGACGAACCGGUACCUGACGGAGCAGCGGCGGCAGAGCCUGGCCCAGGAGCUCGGGCUCAACGAGUCCCAGAUCAAAAUCUGGUUCCAGAACAAACGAGCCAAGAUCAAGAAGGCGACGGGCAGUAAGAACUCCCUGGCAGUGCACCUCAUGGCCCAGGGGCUCUACAACCACUCCACCACGGCGAAAGACGGCAAGUCGGACAGUGAAUAGCCAAGGGAAAGGGGGGUGGGAGGGAAGCG
Molecule: messenger RNA, 554 nt
Organism: Ficedula albicollis (Collared flycatcher)
Lineage: Eukaryota; Metazoa; Chordata; Aves; Passeriformes; Muscicapidae
Gene: EN2
Product: engrailed homeobox 2
Exons: 3
Coding region: 1-525 (174 amino acids)
Biological process (GO): multicellular organism development; regulation of transcription by RNA polymerase II; neuron differentiation
Cellular component (GO): nucleus
Molecular function (GO): RNA polymerase II cis-regulatory region sequence-specific DNA binding; DNA-binding transcription factor activity, RNA polymerase II-specific
Source: RefSeq, a predicted model, not a curated record